GGAAAAGUGUAGUAAUUAAAUUUGAGUGGUACUAAAUCUAAAAGUAGUGGGUGCCGGAUACUUUGAUCGUCGGAUUCGUAUUCUAUUAUUCCACGCUCACUUCUGCUAAUCAGGAUUCUUGAUCGUUGGAUUCCUACUCUACACACCGUGAGUUAAUCCUCAAUUCUUUUGUUCUGGGGUUUUAAUAUUGCACUUUUUUUUGUAUUUUGAACUUUAAUUAGAUUGGCAAUUAUUGGGGUCCAAUGAAAUUAAACUAUGAAUUGAUUAUAUAUAUAGCGACGAGGGGAAGAUUGCUUUAUUUGUUAUGCAGAAAUCUAGCAAGGAAGAGAUUGCUUUAAAAAUGGUAAUCCAGCAGAGUGUUAAAAGAGAGGAGGAGGAGGAGGAAGAAAAUGUGAAUUCUUCCCAGAUUCAUACGGAUAGAUGGAUAAAGCAUUACAGUAGCUGCCACCGGAUUCUGCUGGUUGGGGAGGGAGAUUUCUCCUUUUCCACUUGUUUGGCAUCAGCUUUUGGUUGGGCUUCCAACAUGGUCGCCACAUCUCUCGAUUCUCAAGGUUUUGUGGUGAAAAAUUAUGAGAGUGGUCUAUCCAAUCUAGUGGAAUUGGAAAUUAGAAAGUGCAUUGUGUUGCACGGGAUUGAUGCAACCAAAAUGGCUUCUCACACUCUCCUUGCUGGAAUCAAAUUCGACCGCAUAGUAUUCAACUUUCCAUUUGCUGGAUUUUUCAAGGAAUUGCCUCGCGAUACGCUGCUCAGGCUUCACAGGACAUUGGUGAGCAGGUUUAUGGAGAAUGCCAAGGAAAUGUUGAGCCAAAAUGGGGAGAUUCACAUAACUCACAAGACUAACGGAUUCCACAGGGAGUGGAUGUUGGAGGGCCUGGCUUUGCUCCACGAUCUCAGGCUUGUGGAAACCGUGGAUUUCGACCAGGAGGAGUGGCCAGGGUAUAACACCAAGCGCGGAUUUGGGGGCGACUGCAACUUCAAUUGCAACCCUAGUAUCACCUACAAAUUCCGGAAAAUUACCUUCCGCUGAUCAUUUCUGUCUCAUUUCAUGUUCUUUUUUAACUUGUCUCAAUUAAAGUGAUGCAUUUCAUUUUUAUGUACAAACUACUCUAAAACUUUUUUUUAAAAAUUAAUUUAAACACAAAACAAUACUGUGUCUAAAAA
Molecule: messenger RNA, 1161 nt
Organism: Salvia splendens (bonfire salvia)
Lineage: Eukaryota; Viridiplantae; Streptophyta; Magnoliopsida; Lamiales; Lamiaceae
Exons: 3
Coding region: 305-1027 (240 amino acids)
Biological process (GO): rRNA base methylation
Cellular component (GO): cytoplasm
Molecular function (GO): rRNA (uridine-N3-)-methyltransferase activity
Source: RefSeq, a predicted model, not a curated record